UCUCUCACGCGGUUCAAAACUACCUUUUGAAGAAUAACCUUCACCAUCUUAAAAAGGAGCAAGUUUGUAAGUAAUUCAUAUAUACUCUUAUUAAUGUUCCCUGUACAUUGUUGUUUUGGUCGUGUUUAAAAUGUAACAUUCUCUUAAGUACAGUAGUAUCAUCUAAUCCUGUACACCUCCCCGCCCACCAUUAAAAUGGGGAAUUAUUGCUUCCGCCAUUUUUGUUUUGGUUGUGAUAAAUUAAGCAUACAUUAGCAAGUACUCCGUUUUUACAAAAUAUGUUAAUCGGCAAAAUGUUACACUUUUAGAACCAUUUUGUAAUAUUUGUGUUGUUCUGUAAACCAAUAACAGUUUUGAAAUGUGUCCAGUAAAGAGAAACCUUGAAAAUAUGGGUUGCAAAAUGCUGGAAUGUUCUGGAAUAGUUGAGAACUUAAUACAUGGGAAUAAACAAGAAUACAUUAUAAUUUUUCCUCGUGUUCUUCUUUGUUUGAAAUUGAAAAUGUAAAAUGAAAUUUAGUUAAUGUGCACCAAAAAUACUUGAGCAGAAAAUAAAUCUAAAUGAAAAGAAUCUAAAUAAUAUUUAAAGUGUUAUCUUAUCUAAGAAUAAUCAGAGAAAACAAAUAUACUCUUAUGCCAAACAAAAAAAAAAUAUUACAAAUACAUCACAAUGCUAGCCAGCAUGUUUGUCUUUGCAUGACACUAAAAUAAGAUCAUUGUAAUGUACUUUUGCAUGUGUAAAUGCCCUUAAUCAAAGUAAAUCUUACCUAAAUGCUUUGUGUUGUUUGUAAAAAUGCUGUUAUUGAAAAUGUCCUAACCUUUCCCAAUUGACUAUUUCCAAAGUUCCUCAGCUAAGUAUUCCACCCGUUUGUAGCCUAACAGUACCUGUAAACAGAUUUUUCAGUUGACACUAAAAUCCACAAAAAAUCGCCAAGCGUCCCAAAUAAAAGGGUAAUUAAACAGCAGCCGAGUGUGAAGCGACUGGGAUGGGAAUCAGCACCUCCAAGUCCGAGUCCAUGGUUCUCGCCAGGAAAAGGGGGGAGGAGACCCUGCCCCAAGUGGAGGAAUUCAAGUACCUCUGAGUCUUGUUCACAAGUGAGGGAAGAGUGGAUCGUGAGAUCGACAGGUGGAUCGGUGCGGCGUCUUCAGUAAUGCGGACGCUGUAUCGAUCUUUUGUGGUGAAAAAGGUGCUGAGCCGGGAGGCGAAGCUCUCAAUUUACCGGUCGAUCUACGUUCCCAUCCUCAUCUAUGGUCAUGAGCUUUGGGUUAUGACCGAAAGGACAAGAUCACGGGUACAAGUGGCCGAAAUGAGUUUCCUCCGCCGGGUGGCAGGGCUCUCCUUUAGUGACAGGGUGAGAAGCUCUGCCAUCCGGGGGGAGCUCAAAGUAAAGCCGCUGCUCCUCCACAUCGAGAGGAGCCAGAUGAAGUGGUUUGGGCAUCUGGUCAGGAUGCCACCCGAACGCCUCCCUAGGGAGGUGUUUAGGGCACGUCCGACCGGUAGGAGGCCACGGGGAAGAUCCAUGACACGUUGGGAAGACUAUGUCUCCCGGGUGGCCUGAGAACGCCUCGGGAUCCCCUGGGAAGAGCUGGACCAAGUGGCUGGGGAGAGGAAAGUCUGGGCUUCCCUGCUUAGGCUGCUGCCCCCGCGACCCGACCUUCAGAUAAGCGGAAGAAGAUGGAUGGAUGGAUGGAUUAAAAAGCAGCUUUGUGCAGGCAACUGUUUGCCUUUGACAGUCAUGCAAAAAAUCCUCCAAACGGGAAUGGGACGAUCCGAUUCGUUCAUCUUCCGCCCUCUUCAGACGUGUUGUCACAGCAGGGUAUCAGUUCUGAGAGAUGCGCUUCAUUCCUGCAAGACAGUCUAUCCAGUGCUGCAGGGUCUCCCCCUGCGAGUGGCACCCUAAGGAGACGCCCCCUGACCACCAUGGAGGCACAAGAGGACAUAAGUAAUUAAAGGAAUGGCAACAGCGGAGGAUGAAUGUCCCAUAACAAGAAGAUAGAGAAAAAGAAGACGCUUAUCGACUACGGUGUCGGCACGGACUACAAAGGCGGAUGCACGCAAAUUUUCAGGACUUAUGCAGAUCACAAAUACAGAUCAGCAGGUACCAGAAGGGUCACAGGGAAGUUGGAGGCUAUCCCAGAUGUAUUUGGUUGAAAAAACUACUACCUGGAAUGAUCACAUUUCGACUGGAACUUAAGGGGUCGGAGAAGCCGUUGACGUCCAUGGCAGCCAGGUGUGCACAGCGUUUGACGCCAACGCACAAGCCGCCGCUGUUCUUCUCCUUGGCCUCGCCUUUACCAUCAGCGUCAUCCUCGUCAGCCGGGGGCAGGAGGUGGAUGCUCCAGACAGAUGUUAAAGUGCUUGGUCUGGUCGGGCUUGACGCGACGCAGCGCAAUCCGCGACUCUCCGAUGAACUCGUUAUGGGUCAGCUUGUCUUCGUCACACACGGACACCCUGGCGUUGAGACAGAGAGUACAAAGAACUGCUACAGUGGAGCACUACAAGGCGGCCAUGUUGCUGAGUGCUGCAGGUGAUGCUCUAGGCUACAGGAAGCAGCUGUGGGAGGACAACCAAUCAGGACCCGCCAUUCAUAAAGAGCUUGAGGAGCUCGGCGGGUUGAAGAACAUCAAAGUCGAGCUUCCUGAUUGGCCAGUCAGCGACGACACCAUCCUCCAUCUCGCCACGGCUGAGGGCCUCGCCACCGGUGAGCUCCGAAUUUUCCUCCUUUCUCUUGUUUUGCCGUCUUGAUUCGAUGGAUGUGAUCGCCCGUGUGGUCCUGAUGAGACCUCCUCCUUGCGCACACACGCCGCCCUCUUCAUCAAGGCUGAAGGUUAAAUCUAAUUUCCGGCCUUUGUGGCGUUGUUAGAGCGCCGCGUCAGUGAGAGAGCGGAGCUUGACCUUUUCGAAGAUAAGACAAACAAGAAGACCUAACAGCACGGUAACGUGGUUUUAAAAUGUUAACACUGACAAAGGCUGAUGUCAGCUGUCUCGCUCGCAGGGAAGCCGGGGGAAGAGCUCCUGCAAGAGGUAGCUGCUCGCUACGUGGAGGGCAUGAAAGACAUGGAAGGGAGGAAACCGGGACCUUCCAGCAUCCUGGGAGUGUCCCAGCUGAGGCCUGGUGAGGAGGGAGGCUACAGAGUUCCAUACAACCCUGAGGGCACAGGCUGUGGAGCCGCCGUGAGAUCCAUGUGCAUUGGACUCAGGUACCCAAAGCCUGACCAGCUGUUGUCUUUGGUGGCGGUUGCCGUGGAGACGGGCAGAAUGACCCACCCCCACCCCACGGGUUUCCUGGGAGCCGUGGCCUCAGCACUUUUCGCCGCGUACGCCGUCCAGCGCCGGCCAAUCACCACUUGGGGCUUGGGUCUGAUCAACGAGGCCUGUCCAAUAGCAAGGAACUUUGUUCAGGGUCGAGGCUUCGCUGUGGAGGAGGCGGAGAGAGACUGGGCUUUCUUCUGUGACAAGUGGCAGUGGUACCUGGACACCAGGGGCCUCUCCAACGGCUUGGGGCCCGCGCUUUGGCCCUCUUUGUUCGGCCCGGCCGAGCGCGACGAGGACUACAAGGGUUUCAGCAUGGCGGGAUGGGCGGGUUGUAGCGGUCACGACGCGCCCAUGAUUGCCUUGGACGCCCUGCUGGGGGCGGGAUCAGACUGGGAGGAGCUGAUGAGCAGGGCGGGCUUUCAUGGAGGGGUCAGUGACAGCACUGCUGUUAUCGCCUGCUGCUGCUGGGGUCUUCUCUACGGCACCCAGGGAGUCCCUGAAGGCAACUACAGCAACCUGGAGUACAAGGAUCGACUGAGGCGCAGUGGCGAGAUGCUCUACUCCCUCUCACACUGAGGUGGUGUCCCAACAUGGAUGUGUAAGCAGGCCACAUGACAUUGGUGCAGUGGCGUGUUACACACAUACACACUGUAUUUGCCUGAAGGGGACACAAUGUCCCACUGACCCACAGAGGAUCCACAAGGACAAAUGUCACAUGUUGUCACAUAGUAGCUACUGUGUCAAGUGGGCCCCCUAGUGACCAUUUGAAAUAAACGUGCAGCAUUGUUUUACAGUGGAACCAAUUGAAGCUAAUGAGAAUGUGAAGCUGUGACAUGAAUCGUGAGUAAAUCAUUAAUUAGUCUUUCUGCAGUCACUGUAAACAAAAUAAACUAAAACAACAUUGUUGUAGUUAAGUUGAAAACUUUAUUUUUUGGUCAUUAUGUUUUUAAUGUUUUUUUUGUCUUGUCCAUUUUUUUUAUUUUAUUUGACUAAAGAAGAGAAGAAAGGUGAUCCUUAACUACAGGGGCGAGUUAAAAAAAGUGAUUUGUUAAAACCCCACUCUGCUUUUCAAAUCUCUCCGGUCAUGCAUCAGAGCUGUCUUUCUGUCAACAAACACUUUGCUAGCAAUGUCUCCCUUGCUGAUUUGUCCUCUUGACUGGUCCAAGUUAGCAAGGUGCCUCCUGCCUCAGAGAAAAGAAAGAAGUUGAAGAGAAGUGAAGGAUUGUUGUUCUGCAGUCUUUUUCCGCUUGUCUUAUAAAAAGGUCCUUUUCUUCUGGGCCGAUGAACAAUAACAGCAGAAGAAGAUUAAGGUGCUAUGAGAAUUUGUCCUCCCCCCCGCUGCACUUUUUCUGUCAUAUAGGUUCAGUUACUUCAGUGGGGAUAUCGGCGCUCAUUCCUGGGAACAUAUUUAGGAGGGCAGGUCCGGAAAACUUAAUUUCCAGGUGGAUGGAAGGGGGCGGGGUGUGUCUGGACCUGCAUUGCUGUGAGCAGCAACAGAAAAGAAAAGUGAUUAAUAUAUAUAUAUUUUUUUUACAUUCUA
Molecule: messenger RNA, 4793 nt
Organism: Entelurus aequoreus (snake pipefish)
Lineage: Eukaryota; Metazoa; Chordata; Actinopteri; Syngnathiformes; Syngnathidae
Gene: adprh
Product: ADP-ribosylarginine hydrolase
Exons: 13
Coding region: 2972-3829 (285 amino acids)
Source: RefSeq, a predicted model, not a curated record